AUGCAGGCGGCAGAGGCGGACGCAGGCACAGGCAGGGUGGCGGGCGGCGCUGAAGGCCUGGGCAGCCAGGGGGGCAGGGGCGGCCCUUGCAGUGGGGGUGCUGUUGCCGCUGCAGACAACGGAGCUCUGUGUGUCGCGCCGGCACAGCACUUUCCGGGACCGGGUGGACACCCUGUACCCACGGCCAGAAGGCCGGGAAGCCGACCACACGUAUUCGCCCUAAGUGUGCCUUUCCCGUCCACCUUGGAGGCGGAGAUCGCCCGUGGCUACCUGGCCCCAGAUGCCGAACUGCACCAUGGGACUGUUGGGAAGGAGCUCACAGUAAGCGGCAGCGUCCUGGCAGUCCGCUGGAGAGCUGAAGAUUCCCACCUCCUCCAAACUUCCAUCGUCACCUUUCUUGACCAGCUUUCUCUGGUGAUACGGACCAUGCAGCGCUUUGGGCCCCCUGCUGCACGCUAAGCCAGGGCUAGAGAAAGGGAUUAAGGUCUAAACUUGUGCUCCUUCCUAGA
This is a messenger RNA of Physeter macrocephalus (sperm whale), 509 nucleotides long. Its product is annotated as EKC/KEOPS complex subunit LAGE3-like. Lineage: Eukaryota; Metazoa; Chordata; Mammalia; Artiodactyla; Physeteridae. The record is from RefSeq and is a predicted model, not a curated record. Gene Ontology annotation, cellular component: EKC/KEOPS complex.